Messenger RNA from Pectinophora gossypiella (pink bollworm), 2847 nucleotides. RefSeq lists its product as uncharacterized. Bases 584 to 1162 code for a protein of 192 amino acids. The record is from RefSeq and is a predicted model, not a curated record. NCBI's taxonomy places the organism in Eukaryota, Metazoa, Arthropoda, Insecta, Lepidoptera, Gelechiidae. The transcript is spliced from 4 exons.
UACAAUUUUCGGCGGGCGGCGGUGGCAGGACGUUAUACAUUUCGUCAAGAUUUCGUCUUGAAUCCGACCGACUACGCUGCGAGAACGAGUCCAAAAGAAUACGAACCAAGAAACCGUGAGUGCAUACGCAAAUAUACUCAGAGGAAGUGCAAGAAGAUAUCCAGUGAGCUGCAAAUUAUUAUUAUUAGCUUCACUGCAAGAAUUCUAGAAACAUCUUUUUUUGCUACCUAUCGGAAAUCGGUAAGCUGAAACGAAACGCAAGAACUAGCAAUAGUAACACUACACGAUCGAAAAGUGAGUUCGGGGUGAGUUUCGAUCUCACUCGCUCCACAAGCUUCAUCGCAGGAGUGAGCGGGACGCAAGAUCAUCGGCCUUCGGACAUCUCGUUCGAUACGAAAAAUCGUUCGCGUGUAUUGUUUAUGGUUUUAUUUUUUUUAUAGCGUAGCGUUGUUCGUUCUUUUUCAUAUUUUAUCCGCCAUUACGUUUGUACAUUUUACAUUCAACGAAAAAAUAAUUGUUUGUAACGAAAUUACUAACGUAGCGAUAUAUUUACAAGUAAAAAUAAGUUUAAAGUUUUGUAAACAUGGCAGAGGAGAAGGAGAAAGAGAAAUUAAGCACACUUGUUGCCAAACGUGGAUACAUAAAAGUUCUCAACCAAAAUGAUAUCGAGGAUUUUGGAAAAGUCGAGGAAAUAUUUUACUUUUCCAAGGCCAUGUUACUUGACGAAAUUGAAAAACGCAACAAGAACGACUCCUCUUCUACUCCUCCGCCAAGUACAUCCAGCGUAAACGACAGGAAACUCAAACUUCCUGCAAUAAACAUAGAAAUAUUUGAUGAUGGAUUCACAUCCCGCGCCUUCCAACUCGAAAGGGAGAUUGGGAAGGAGCCAACAGUUGCCGAAUUGUUAGCAUUCCUCGAGAAACGAGCUCUAGCUGCAGAAAAUUCUCCGGCAACUGCAAGCAAUUGGAAGCCUGCUUCAAGACUGGCAGUCAACAUAGCAGUCCAGGGAUCAUCCUGCAAGAAAUGUGCUCCUGCCAUCUACUCCGACGACGAGCACACAGCCGCCGAGCCAGCCCUCGUACCAGCCAUCGAGGCAGCCGUCGUGUCAGCCGCUGAACCAGCCAUCGUGCCAGCCGCCGCCGAGCCAAUCGCAGCAGCAUGAGCAAAAAGAUUCAGCCUUACCUAUAAUUACUAACACCAGGUUUGGUCAUAUAGUGGGGGGUGCUUUACCAAUAUUCAACAAGAGUAAAAACAAUGCUAAUUGCAAUAUAAUAUCAUUGCAUUGUCACACAUGCGAUAACGAUAUCAGUGAGCUAAAUGAAAAUAUAAAAAACUUCUGGAAAUUAGAGGAUGUUCCCCAAAUACUAAGUGACAAAUGCAGUGAAUCAGAGCAAGCUGAAUUAAUUUUUUCUAACUCUGUAAAACUUGAAAAUAAUAAGUUUCAAGUUGAUAUUCCAUUAAAAGUAAACCUUAAUGAGGUCAAUCACACCUUAGGUAGCUCUUUUGAUCUUGCAUUAUUUAGAUUUCUUAGCUUAGAAAAAAGGCUACACAAAAAUAUUAAUUUACUAACUCAAUAUCAAAAUUUCAUUGAUGAAUACAUUGACUUAGGCCAAGCGCACUAUGUUGAUAUUAAUUCAUACGAUUUUUCUAAAGACCCUGUAUAUUUUCUCCCUCACCACCCAGUGGUAAAUGAGGCAAGCAAGAGUACACCCAUGAGAGUAGUUUUCAAUGGCUCCAUGCGAACAAAUAAAGGUGUAUCAUUAAAUGACAUACAGCUUAAUGGGCCUAAAGUUCAGCGUGAUCUUUUUGACAUAUUAAUGUUGUUUAGAUUUGGAGAAUACAUGGUUACUACAGACAUCAGGCGCAUGUUUAGGAACAUUAAUAUAAAUCCUGCACAUAAACCACUUCAAAACAUACUGUGGCGAAAUAACUUGCAUGAGGAAAUUCGGUGUAUAUGCUUAGAUACUGUUACUUACGGUUUAAAAAGCUCGAGCUAUCUCGCGACACGGUGCUUACUUGAGUUAGCUAAUAGGUUUGAGCAUGAACUCCCUCUAGCUUCUUUUGUUAUUAGAAACUGUACAUAUAUAGAUGAUGUGCUAUAUAGCAAUUCAAACUUAGAUAUUUUAAUUGAAACCAAAAGACAGUUGUGUGCAAUGUUAAAGUAUGGAAGCUUAGAAGCUCAUAAGUGGUCUUCAAAUCAAGCCAGUGUUCUGUCAGAUAUACCAAUUGAAAAACAACAUUUUGAUAGUUUAGAUUUUGAACAAGAUUGUAAUUUUAAUAUGAAAACUUUAGGUUUGCAAAUGAACUUGAAACAAGAUUCUUUCACUAUUUCAAGUCCUGAUAAUUCGUCAUCAGGAAAUAUCACAAAAAGCACAGUCUUAAGUUGUAUCGCGCGGUUCUAUGAUCCCCUAGGUUUUGCUAGUCCGAUUAUAAUUAAGGCUAAGGCUAUUAUGCAAAGAUUAUGGGAAGACAAGUUAGAUUGGAAUGCUCCUGCACCCAAAGAAAUUGUUCAUGACUGGCUACAAUUUUCUAACAACUUAGCUAGCAUGCAACCUAUUCAUUUAGAUAGAAAUAUACCAAUACCAGAGACAGCUGUUGCAGUACAACUCAUUGGGUUCGCCGAUGCGUCCUCCACUACUGGCUACGGGUGCUGUCUAUACUUACGUGUGGUGGACACAACAGGUAAUGCAAAACUUUUCUUACUCUGCUCCAAGUCACGAAUAAACCCACGCGCAAAGCCACUCACCGUCCCCAGGCUCGAACUGCAUGCAGCACUGUUGUUGGCGAAGCUUGUUUCUAAGGUAUAUGAUACACUUCAUAUAAAAAUAAAAAUUGACAAUGUUUAUC